Molecule: messenger RNA, 2385 nt
Organism: Ectocarpus siliculosus
Lineage: Eukaryota; Phaeophyceae; Ectocarpales; Ectocarpaceae
Source: the annotation of a GenBank genome assembly
AUGACUGGCAUUGCGGACGCCCUCCACAAUGCGAGGGCGGCGGUCGGCUUGAACGCAGUUGAAAGCCCCGAGGAGACAUGCCGCACGAUCCCUCGGCCUUGUUCUGCAUGGCAACAGCGCCAGGCGCUCGUUCCAAAUGUGGAAGUACGGAAUACCUUUGAGCCAGGCGAUGUCACCGCUACUUCUCCUUGGGCACUGUUGCUGCCCAUCACUUCCUUCGGCAUUGGCGAACAGGAUAACGCUAAGUGCAUGAGAAUGCUUGAGCGGUUCAAAGGCUCGCUGUUGAGUACCACUACUGCGGAUGACCGCAGUGCUAUCUCCAUUUGCGUCGCAAUUGAUGAUGGCGACCCCGUCUACACAAAGGGAAAGGUGGUUGGAUUCUUCAACGAUUGCGGCUUGGCAAGGGUGCAGGUCACCAUGGUACACCCUGGGUUCUUCGGAAAUGUUUGCACGAUUUGGAACCUUCUGGCGGCCAAAGCUGUCGAAGACUGCAAGGCUGACUACCUAGUCCUUGUGGGAGACGAUGUUGAGUUGGAGACCCCAGGGUGGAAGGGCGAGAUCGAGGCCUCCAUGCGCAACGUGUCUGAGGCUGCCGGACUGCCUCUGGGGAUGGCGUGCGUGGCGUUUCGUGACCUGACCAUGCCUGCGUUUCCGAGCUUUCCAGUCAUCCACCGCCGUCACGUGGAGGUUUUCGGAGCUGUGUUGCCUCCGGAAUUUGUAAACCAAGGUGGUGACCCAUUCCUCUUCGAGCUGUAUCGUCGUUUUGGUGCCUCCGCUUUCGCGGACACCGCUUCCCUGAAGAACCUCGUGGGCGGCAAAGAGGAAGCUCGGUACCCGAAGGUUGGAGUCCGCUGGCAAGGGGCCAUUCUCACGAGGGAGAUCGAACGAUUUUCAAGGCUAGUGCGGCCCACGGGGCCUCGUUUCAGGUGCUUGGGAGUGGUGGUGCCUACUUUCAGGAUCGCGAAAGUCGUCGCCUACCCGCCUUGGGGCGUCACAGCCAAUCUGUGCGUGAGCGGACGAUCGGGAGACAUCUGGUUUAGCCCGGCUUACCCCAAAACUGGAGGUGGCGAGGACGUAGACUUCUGCUUGAAGACGAGGCAGAAGUAUGGGCGUGACGCUAUUGUGGCGGUGCCGGGAGCUGCGGCGACGCACCCUUACUGGGCCAACCCCAUUCGCCAGGUGUGGGGAUGGGCCCGAGGCGACGCCCUCUGUCUCAGCUUUCAUCCGCACUCCACGUUCUAUCGCGCCCCUGAUUGGGCGGAGACCAUCGUCUUGAUUUGGUUGGUGUUCGGGGUCGCAAACAUCUGGAGCGUAACGCAGUGUCUCACGGCCUCCGGCGUUGUUGGAACAGUGGAGUUCUUGGAGGGAUUGGCCCACGUCUACCCGGGGACCACCGGGGCCGAGCCCUGGUCUGCGGUACUCCUCGCCCCGAUUCCGAGCAUGGUGCAGGAUGUAGCUCGUCUUGUCACCAAGCUGGCGCAAGGCAAUCUGUACCAACUCCUCUUGUCCUUCGACUGGAUGGAUGGGACGGAUGGGCACAAAUGGCGGACUGCUUCAAGGGUGCUCCACGCUGCCAAGAUUUCCGGAAACCUCUUGAUCGGCGUUAGCGCGGCGCUCGGAUACGGCCUGCAUUGCUCACUCGUGGUCGUUGCAGGGCUAGUCAUGCCCUUCAGGUGGCAGACACCCGGUGCAAGGAGAAAGGCCACCAAUCAGAGGGCGCCGGCCCGGUUCGUCGUGCUAGCGUGGCAGCGUACUGGGAGCAACUUGCUGUGUGGUCUGCUGCACAACCACUCGGGUGUCUUCAUGCACAACGAAAUAUUCCACAACCGCGCCAUCCACACCUACCACCAAGACCGCCUGGAGAAGUGGGAAUGGACGGUGGCCCGCCGCGAUGCCGACCCGAGACGGUUCAUCUCUGAGGUCUGGGCGCGUUCGGACAGACCGGAGCAGGCCAUCGGAUUCAAGCUCUUUCCCGAGCACAUCUACCGCGACCCGGAGACCAUGGCCUCUCUGCUCGCCGACGCUACCGUCAAGAAGAUCGUCCUGCGCCGCGGCAACGCGGUGGCUGCGUACGUUUCCCAGCGACGCGCACUGCUGACGGGGCAGUUUCUCCAGGUGCAGCAGCCUGGUAAUGUCUCCAUCCGCAUCGACCCCGACGAGCUGCAGGACCACCUCGCCAACUACGAGAGCUGCUACGCCACCUACUCCCGUCUUCUGGCGGGACAGGCGUUCCACGAGAAGGGCUACUCACCAGCCCAACUGAUACUGCUGCAGCAGCCAGUGCGACAGAAUGCCAAGAGGAGGUGCAAGAGCAUCUGGACCAGCAGCAGAACACGAAAACGAGAGGAGAACCGAAAGACGCGCUUGCAAUGGCAAGGACCUUGA